AUGCAGUUAUAAAAAACUGUAUAGAACAAUUUAGUCUAAUUUCAUAAGGAUAAUAACUCAAAUAUUCACGCCUACUAACAUUUCCUAGAUAUAGAUAUAUUUGAAAUCUUGAGACUAAAUAAAAACAUAUAAAAAUUUUAAAAUAUAUGGAACAAUCGGACAAUAGAAACCAACAAAAAUUGCUGUAAAGCUAGAAUUGUUCCACUAAUAAAGUUUUUUCCAGAUAUCCCUAAUAAAUCAUAGUUAAUACCUAUAAAAAUUUUGAGUUCCCUUUUUAAAUUCUUGGAAUUGAGAUUUCUACCAAAGCUCCAAAUGUAUUGAAUUUAAUCAUUAUUAAAGGAACAAACAGGAUUCAUACCAUAUUCUUUCAACUCUACUAAACAUCAUCAAUCUACUAAACAAAAUAAAUGGUUUUAAAAAGGAAGAUAAGAUGGAAGGCGUAUUUAUUGGCUUGAGUAAUGUAUUUAAUAUUAUCGAUAGGGAGAAGCUUUUUAAUAUAUUGA
Molecule: messenger RNA, 503 nt
Organism: Paramecium pentaurelia
Lineage: Eukaryota; Ciliophora; Oligohymenophorea; Peniculida; Parameciidae
Source: the annotation of a GenBank genome assembly